This is a messenger RNA of Euleptes europaea (tarantolino), 911 nucleotides long. RefSeq names its product zinc finger protein 397-like. Bases 11 to 871 code for a protein of 286 amino acids. Gene Ontology annotation, biological process: regulation of transcription by RNA polymerase II. NCBI's taxonomy places the organism in Eukaryota, Metazoa, Chordata, Lepidosauria, Squamata, Sphaerodactylidae. Gene Ontology annotation, cellular component: nucleus. The transcript has a single exon. Gene Ontology annotation, molecular function: DNA-binding transcription factor activity, RNA polymerase II-specific; RNA polymerase II transcription regulatory region sequence-specific DNA binding. The record is from RefSeq and is a predicted model, not a curated record.
AGAGGCAAAGAUGGGAAGUCACCCAGAAGACAGCAGCAGUAACACAAAAGAAAUCUUGCUAAAUGUCAGUAAACGUGGAGGCCAACAGAUACCCCCAAAAGGCAAGAAACAGAGGACUUGCAGCGUGUGUGGGAAAAGCUUCAGCCGGAGCACUGGUCUGAUCGCACAUCAAAGAAUCCACACUGGAGAGAAGCCUUAUGAGUGCUCAGCUUGUGGGAAAUCCUUCGCACUGCGGUCCAACUUGAUUUCGCACGAAAGAACCCACAACGGGGAAAAACCAUAUCUGUGCCAAGAGUGUGGGAAAAGUUUUAGUGUCAGUUCACAGCUCAUUAAACACAAGAGAACUCAUUCUGGGGAAAAACCCUACAAAUGCACAGAAUGUGGUCAAGCAUUCCGUCAGAGCUCGCAUCUUAAAAACCACCAGAGAAUCCACACAGGAGACAAACCAUUUAAAUGUUCGGACUGUGGAAAAAGCUUCAGCGUGAGCUCAGACCUGAUUAGGCAUGAGAUAUCCCACACAGGGGAGAAACCGUACCAGUGCCCAGACUGUGGCAAACGGUUCUGUAACAGCUCACAGAUCAUUACUCAUCAGCGUGUUCAUACAGGAGAAAAGCCCUAUAAAUGCCUGGAAUGCGGGAAAAGCUUCACUGUGAGCCAGCAGCUCAGUCGGCACCAGAGAGUUCACACAGGAGAGAAACCGUAUAAAUGUCCCGAGUGUGGGAAAACCUUUGGUGUCAGCACACUCCUUACUGGACACCUGAGGAUUCACACUGGAGAGAAGCCAUAUGAAUGCUCAGAAUGUGGGAAAAAUUUCAGGUUACGUUCAAACCUCAUUGCGCAUCAGAAAAUACAUGCUGCGAGGAAAUCCUAGGAAUUGUUUGACUGUGGGAAUAAAAAAGGAUUUGCCUGAA